Myxocyprinus asiaticus (Chinese sucker) is the source of this 1837-nucleotide messenger RNA. Its product is annotated as uracil nucleotide/cysteinyl leukotriene receptor-like. NCBI's taxonomy places the organism in Eukaryota, Metazoa, Chordata, Actinopteri, Cypriniformes, Catostomidae. The record is from RefSeq and is a predicted model, not a curated record. Gene Ontology annotation, biological process: positive regulation of Rho protein signal transduction; phospholipase C-activating G protein-coupled receptor signaling pathway. Gene Ontology annotation, molecular function: G protein-coupled receptor activity. Gene Ontology annotation, cellular component: membrane. The coding region runs from base 326 to 1276 and encodes 316 amino acids. The transcript is spliced from 2 exons.
UUACAAUAGCCAAAUUAAGCAGAUGUAGUCAUUACAUACAUCAGGUAAAGAGACUAGUAGAUGUUGAUGUAUUAAUGUUGUGGAAGGGCUGAUUCUAUGUAAAAGUAUUCACGUCUGUGCAUGUUAUGUGUAUCUUAUACCUCCUACAUGAACUUGUGGUUUAAGUGAACAGUAUGACUAAAAGAGGAAACAUAAAAACUUGCACAGAGAGAAAUCAUCAGCUGAGCUGAUCUGUUGCCAAAGGAGGUAUUUUUCUAAGUCAUUGUGUUGGCUGCUGAGGAAGUCAUUACCUGAUUCAACUCAUCACAAAGUAUAGACCUGCACAAUGACGAAUCACUCUGAGGAGGGGAUUUACCAGAGCUCGCAUGUGGAGAACGUCCUCCUUGUGACCUUCUACAUUGUCAUCUUCAUCAUCUCGGUUCCAAGCAACGCCCUUGCACUUUGGGUGUUCAGCUGCCAUGAUAACCACAACACACCUUCCAAAGUGUUUCUAAAGCACCUGGCCAUAGCAGACAUGUCUUACGUCUUGGUGCUCCCCAUGCGGAUUAUCUAUCAUAUGGCAGACAGUCACUGGCCUCUUGGGGAGGGGGCCUGCCGUGCGGUCGGUUUCCUGUUCUUCAUCAAUCUCUACUGUAGCAUGUAUUUUAUGACCUGCAUCAGUCUGGACCGUCUGCUGGCUUGUGUCCUACCACACAGGACACAGAAUCUUAGAAGAAGCUGGAAUGCCAAAGUGGUUUGUGCAGUUCUGUGGAUCAUAGCAACCAUCUCCAUGGCACCUUUCCUUUUCUCCAAGAAACAAGUAACUAGACAAUUAGAGACGCAGAAUGUGACAGUGUGUGAACAACUGUACAUUGAAAAGUCAUCCAAUCCUACCAAUGCAUUUGUGUCCACUGCUGUUGCUUUUGGGAUUCCUUUGGUCACCUUGUCAGUUUCUUACAUUCUCAUAUUUUGCAAAGUCAGAAGAAUGACUUUUCAAAAAAAGUUGCCUGCUCAGCGUAAGGCUAUGAGAAUGAUCAUACUAACUAUGGUUAACUUCUUGAUUGCCUUUGUCCCCUACCAUAUCCACCGGUUUGUCUUUAUAAUUCAGCAGGAUGAUAUGUCAAAAUCAGAAUCAGAAAGACAACUGCUGCAUUUGGGAAAUCGCAUAACCUCAGCUUUAACAUGUGUAAGUGGUGUGUUGGACCCUGUCAUGUAUUUUUUUCUGGCUAGAACUUACCAGGAGACGCUGCUGAAGCUCUGUGGUAGAAACCCCAAAGAAGAGCAAUCCACCACCUGAACACAGCCCACAUUUUCCUCUUACCUGUUAUCAUACCAGACAUACAACAGAGUAUCUGCAAGCAAGGUUCUCCUUGAUGAAGCAGAAGUCAAAGUGGAAAAAGUAUAGCUGAAAAACAAUAGCUAAUGUUCAAUGCCAAAUUCAUUAAGCCAGUUAAUGAGUUCUACUCAUUCAUUUCUAUAUAAAAAUAUAUUCUUCGGUAUUUAAGGUUAAACACUCCCCAAAGCACAUGUCAGAAAAAAAAAAAAGAAAAGAAGAUUGGAAAAUAUUUUACGUUUUGAGAGAAAAUGUAUGGCAUCACUGGGCUGGAAAGGGUUAAGACUAACUUUCAGUUUGGGGUCAAUAAGGUUUCUAUUUGAUUCCUCCCACAGCAGCUCUAUCAUAUGACUGAAUAACAUUAUUAUCACAUGUGAUUGGAGGAAUAUCCCAUUUAUCUAACUUGUUCUUGUUUGUUUUAGCAACUCCAUUAAUCAAUAUUUCUUUAAUGUAUUCUUGUACAAAGUUCUUUUUUUCUUUUUUUUUUUUGCAGUUAGUCAAGUAACAAAUAAAAAUAUUUUUCAA